Messenger RNA from Dalotia coriaria, 1192 nucleotides. Its product is annotated as gamma-glutamyl hydrolase-like. Gene Ontology annotation, cellular component: vacuole. Gene Ontology annotation, molecular function: gamma-glutamyl-peptidase activity. The transcript has 2 exons. The coding region runs from base 113 to 1138 and encodes 341 amino acids. The record is from RefSeq and is a predicted model, not a curated record. NCBI's taxonomy places the organism in Eukaryota, Metazoa, Arthropoda, Insecta, Coleoptera, Staphylinidae. Gene Ontology annotation, biological process: tetrahydrofolylpolyglutamate metabolic process.
AUUAAACAAUUCUCUGCAUAUCACAUAACAAGUCAAGUGCGCAUGAAAAAUAAACUCUAAUCGUUAUCAAUACACUCAACAUGAAUUGGAUGGCUACGAACAAAGCGUGUUGAUGUGCGGUAAUUUAUUAUCUGGCAAUUACAAUCAGUUGAAAAGCGACACUUCAGUGGUCAACAUGUCCGCGUGGGUGCAAUUGUUAUAUUGUGUUAGUUUAGUUUUAGGUUCAAGUUUAGCCGAGAUUACAGCUAGAAAUGAGCGUCCAAUCAUCGGAAUUUUGGCGCAGGAAUCCUAUUCAAUCAACAAGUUCUUUCCAAAUGAAGAUGUGCACAGUUUUAUUGCUGCAUCUUACGUGAAAUUCGUGGAAAGUUCCGGCGGGCGUGUUCUACCCAUUAUGAUUGGACAUGAUAAAGACUAUUAUUAUAACAUAAUAAACAAAACAAACGGCUUGUUACUCCCCGGUGGUGGAGUAUGGUUCAACGAAACAAAGGGUUAUGCUGAAGCAGGGCAACACCUCUACGAUGCAGCACUUGCCCUUAACAAAGCCGGUGAUUUUUAUCCCAUUUGGGGUACAUGCUUAGGAAUGGAAUUAAUUCCAUAUGUAGCCUUGAACGGCGAAGAAUUACGCGCACAUUGCUACAGCAAAAAGAUAUCCCUGCCUCUCGACUUUAAACCAGAUUACAAGUCAAGUCGUUUAUUUUCUACGGCUCCGAAAGAAAUAAUCAACAUUCUCAAAACUGAAAACGUUACAGUAAAUAGCCAUGGCUUUUGCUUUACAGAAGCAAAUUUCACGAGAUACAACUUAACAGAUGAAUGGAAAGUACUCUCUACUAAUGUGGAUCGUGAUGGUUUAGAAUUUAUCAGUUCAUAUGAACAUAAGAGCUUGCCGUUUUACGGAGUUCAGUUUCAUCCUGAGAAGAAUCUGUUUGAGUUUGAAAGAGCACCGACUACAUUACACACAAGCAACGCCAUCAAAACGUCGAGUUAUUUCGCGGAUUUCUUUGUUGAUGAAUGCAGAAAAAACGGACAUAACUUUGAAAAAGAAUUGGCAAAAGAUUUAAUUUAUAAAUACGCACCGAGAUAUAUUGGAAUUUUAGGCAGUAUCUAUGAACAAGUUUACAUAUUUAGCAGUAAAGAUUGAUUAACUGAUUGUAUUAUAACCUUAAACAAAAUAAAAACUUCUCUCUACAAGAUA